This is a messenger RNA of Boeremia exigua, 1062 nucleotides long. RefSeq lists its product as uncharacterized. Lineage: Eukaryota; Fungi; Ascomycota; Dothideomycetes; Pleosporales; Didymellaceae. The record is from RefSeq and is a predicted model, not a curated record. The transcript has 3 exons. The coding region runs from base 1 to 1062 and encodes 353 amino acids. Gene Ontology annotation, molecular function: oxidoreductase activity, acting on the CH-OH group of donors, NAD or NADP as acceptor.
AUGGCCACCACCCUCCUCACCCGCCUCGCCCUCAACCCCGCCCUAACAGCCUCCCUCCUAUGCCUCCUCACCGCCCGCCCCAGGACAACCCUACAAACCCGCCUCACCACCCUCGUCCCCCCGCUGCGCAACCCCCGCACGCACGCCCGCCUCGCGCGCGCCCUAAAGUGGCUCCUCGCGCUCGGCCUCGCGGCGCGCGCAAACCGCGUGCUCAACGCGCUGGCGCUGAACAACUACCGGCUGCGCGCGGCGACGGCGCGGUGGGCGUGGGACAAAGAAGUGGCCGUGGUGACGGGCGGGUGUAGUGGCAUUGGGGCGCUGGUGGUGGCGCGGCUGGCGGCGCGGGGCGUGCGGGUUGCGGUGCUGGAUGUGCAGGGGUUGCCGGCGGGGAUGGCGGAUGACCCGCGGAUCACGUAUUUCGCGUGCGACAUCACCAACGCCGACGCCGUGGGGGCCGCGGCCAGCCACAUCCGGGCGACGCUGGGCGCGCCGAGCGUGCUGGUGAACAACGCGGGGAUUCUUUCCGCGCACACGAUUCUCGCGACCAGCCAGGAGGACUUGCGGCGCGUGUUCGCGGUCAAUGUGCUGAGCAACUGGACGACGGCGCAGGCGUUUCUGCCGGACAUGAUUGCGGCGGAUAAAGGACAUGUGGCGACGGUGGCGAGCACGGCGAGCUAUGUGGGCGUGGCGGGCAUGGCGGACUACACGGCGUCGAAGGCGGCGGUGCUGAGUUUCCACGAAGGCCUCACGCAGGAACUGCGGCUCUCGUACAACGCGCCGAAUGUGCUGACGACGUCGAUCCACCCCAACUGGGUGCGCACGCCGCUGCUCGCGCCGGUCGAGGCGGAGCUCAAGAAGCGCGCGGCGAUUGUCAUGGAGCCCGAGGACGUGGCCGACGCGAUUGCCAAGCAGGUGUUUGAGUGUCGGGGCGCGCAGGUGUUUCUGCCGGCGAGCGCGGGGAGGACCAGCCUGAUCCGGGCGCUGCCCAACUGGAUGCAGGAGAGGAUCAGACUGGGGGUGAGCAAGACGCUGACGGAUAGCGUGAAGAUUGGCGGGAUGUAG